Aspergillus luchuensis is the source of this 1221-nucleotide messenger RNA. RefSeq names its product putative integral membrane protein. The transcript has 5 exons. Lineage: Eukaryota; Fungi; Ascomycota; Eurotiomycetes; Eurotiales; Aspergillaceae. The coding region runs from base 1 to 1221 and encodes 406 amino acids. The record is from RefSeq and is a predicted model, not a curated record.
AUGGCUAAGGAUGACCGCAGCCUCGAGGUCAAGGCGGUUGCGGCCGCCUUUAUGUCAGUUGCGUGUGUGACUGUCAUACUACGAUGUUAUGUGCGCGGAUGGAUCGUGCGAGCCUUCGGCUGGGAUGACUGGGCCAUGGUGGUGGCCAUGGGCUUCUACGCCAUGUUUUCGGGAUGUAUGAUUGGAGGCAGUCUAUACGGUACUGGACGACGUUUCAAAGACUUGGAUGCGCAUCAGCGUGUAACCGCCAUGGAGUACUGGUGGUUUUGUGAGAUCGCCUAUUGUUUUGCGGCCGUCGCCUGUAAAAUAUCCGUCUGUAUUUUCUUGAUGCGCAUCACUGUUCGACGCCUCCAUAUCUGGAUCCUCUGGACCGUCAUUGCCGGCAUGGUCUUCAUGUUCAUCAUGUUGCUGCAGUGCAAGCCACUCGCCUACUUCUGGACUCGCAAGGCCUUCAACCCGGAUAUUCACGGCCAUUGCAUGGACAUUCAAAUCGUCAUCGCCAUGACCUACGUAUACAGUGGGUUCGCAGCACUGUGCGAUUUUACCGUCGGCAUUUUGCCUAUCUUCCUUGUGCGCAAGUUGCAUAUGAAGCAUAAAACGAAAAUGGCUGUGGUGGGCAUUCUGAGUAUGGCAUGCAUCGCCUCCUCUGCUACCAUCAUCCGUAUCCCAUGGGUACAUACCUUCGCGGACUGGGACUUCCUCUACGCAACCGUCGAAAUCGCCCUCUGGUCCAACAUCGAAUGCGGCCUAGGUAUCACCGCCGGCAGUCUCGCCACCCUCCGCCCCCUUCUCCGCAAAUGGCUCGGCUCCAGCGCCGACCACAACUACGACGCAUCCCCAUUCCCCGGUCCCUCCGGCUCGCGCCCGCUCGGCAAAAGCGGCGGCAUGGGACGCAGCCACGACCGGCCCUACCCACUAGGCUCGCUCGACGAAGCCGCCGUGCAGAACCGUCUCCGGCCAGACAAACUGGCCGUGACCGUAACGACGAUCCAAAGCCAGGUGGACCCCGAUACGCGACUCUGGCGCGGCGGGUCAUCGAACAGCAGUGAGGAACGGCUGACGGGAUCCUCGGGCAACGCGGAGCGGACGCAUGGAACAAUCCCCGAGGGGUCUGAUUUGGAAUUAGGCAUGGGAUUAGGUAUCCAUCGGACGUUUGAAGUGACGCAGACUUCCUCGGGAGGCACGUCACAUAGUACUGUGGGGGUGAGGGAGCAUGUCUGA